AUGUACGUAUCUGCUAUUUUGCCAAAGCUGUUGGCCAUCACUAUCACAGGUGACACCAGCAUAACGUUCUCAGGCUGCAUUACACAGAUAUUUAUAUUUGUUUUCUGCAUUGAUACAGAAUUUUUACUACUGACCUCUAUGGCUUACGACCGCUAUGUGGCCAUCUGUAUCCCACUGCAUUAUCCUCUAAUUAUGAGCAAAACGGUGUGUGCUCUGUUUAUCACUGUAUCUUGGUAUGGCGGCAUCCUGAAUGCAUUUGCUUUAUCCUUGAUUUCAUCUGAUUUAACCUUCUGCAAUAAACAAGAAAUCAACAAUUUCUUCUGUGAUGUAAUAAUAUUACUGAAGCUCUCUUGUAGUGACAUCACAUAUAUUAUUAAUUUAUUUACACUAGUUGAAGGCACAGUAUUUGGUUUGUUACCAUUUAUACUCAUAAUGAUUUCCUAUAUCUAUAUCAUAGCCACCAUCCUAAAGAUCCGAUCAUCAUCUGGAAGACUGAAGACCUUCUCCAGCUGUUCCUCCCAUCUCACAGUUGUUGUACUCUUUUACAGAACUUCUAGUAGCUUGAAUAUGAAAUCUAAGUCAGAACAUUCUCUGGAAAUAGAUAAACUGCUCUCCAUAAUUUACACUGGCAUGGUUCCCAUGGUAAAUCCACCGGUUUAUAGUCUGAGAAAUAAAGAGGUUUUAAAGGCUAUGAAAUCUUUUUUGAAACAAAAUUGA
Messenger RNA from Bombina bombina (fire-bellied toad), 717 nucleotides. RefSeq names its product olfactory receptor 13F1-like. The transcript has a single exon. Gene Ontology annotation, molecular function: G protein-coupled receptor activity; olfactory receptor activity. Bases 1 to 717 code for a protein of 238 amino acids. Gene Ontology annotation, biological process: G protein-coupled receptor signaling pathway. Gene Ontology annotation, cellular component: membrane. Lineage: Eukaryota; Metazoa; Chordata; Amphibia; Anura; Bombinatoridae. The record is from RefSeq and is a predicted model, not a curated record.